Molecule: messenger RNA, 6098 nt
Organism: Piliocolobus tephrosceles (Ugandan red Colobus)
Lineage: Eukaryota; Metazoa; Chordata; Mammalia; Primates; Cercopithecidae
Gene: YOD1
Product: YOD1 deubiquitinase
Exons: 2
Coding region: 1-1047 (348 amino acids)
Biological process (GO): ERAD pathway; endoplasmic reticulum unfolded protein response; protein deubiquitination
Cellular component (GO): cytosol; nucleus
Molecular function (GO): cysteine-type deubiquitinase activity
Source: RefSeq, a predicted model, not a curated record
AUGUUUGGCCCCGCUAAAGGUCGCCAUUUUGGAGUCCACCCGGCGCCUGGUUACCCCGGCGGCAUCUCUCCAUCGGCUGCCGGGACCAAAGGUGGUCCCGCGGGUGUCUGGCCUGUGGGCAGCCGGACCGACACGAUGUGGCGGCUCCGCUGCAAGGCCAAGGACGGCACCCAUGUUUUGCAGGGGCUGUCCAGCCGGACCCGGGUGCGGGAACUCCAGAGCCAAAUUGCCGCCAUCACCGGGAUCGCCCCCGACGGUCAGCGAAUCCUCGUCGGAUACCCUCCCGAGUGCCUGGAUCUCAGCAAUGGGGAUACCAUUCUGGAAGACUUGCCCAUCCAAUCUGGUGACAUGCUGAUCGUUGAAGAAGACCAAACCAGGCCCAAAAGUUCACCUGCAUUUACUAAACGUGGUGCUUCUAGUUACGUCAGGGAAACUUUGCCUGUGCUUACCAGAACCGUGGUCCCAGCAGACAAUUCUUGCCUCUUUACCAGUGUGUACUAUGUCGUCGAAGGAGGAGUCUUGAAUCCAGCUUGUGCCCCUGAGAUGAGACGCCUCAUAGCACAAAUUGUAGCAAGCGAUCCAGACUUCUAUAGUGAGGCAAUACUGGGAAAAACAAAUCAAGAGUACUGUGACUGGAUCAAAAGGGAUGACACUUGGGGAGGAGCAAUAGAGAUAUCGAUUUUGUCCAAGUUUUACCAGUGUGAAAUAUGUGUAGUGGAUACACAGACAGUAAGAAUUGAUCGUUUUGGGGAAGAUGCAGGAUAUACCAAAAGGGUUCUGCUUAUUUAUGAUGGCAUCCACUAUGAUCCACUUCAGCGUAACUUCCCUGAUCCAGAUACACCUCCUCUGACCAUUUUCUCCUCUAAUGAUGAUAUUGUUCUUGUACAAGCACUGGAAUUAGCAGAUGAAGCUAGAAGAAGGAGACAGUUUACUGAUGUCAACCGCUUCACCCUGAGAUGCAUGGUAUGUCAGAAAGGAUUAACUGGACAAGCAGAAGCAAGGGAACAUGCCAAGGAGACAGGCCAUACCAACUUUGGAGAAGUGUGAUCUAUGCAUGAAUGAGGGUUGAAGUCUACUACCUCACAGAUCCAGAAGGCUCUGGGUUUUCCAAUAAGCUGUCGUAACCCUAAAGAACAAAGGACACAAUGCUUGAACCAUCCUUUUGACUUAAAACCACUAAGACACUGAAAUUCCUUGUUAAGAUUAAAAUUAGUGUGCAAGUUUACAGAUGUGUGUCUACAGUGGUAAACUGUACAUACAUGCCUCUUUCUGCUGGAGUGACAGAAUAGGUGAUCCUUGCCACCUACUGACACUGACCUGAAGAUUGAGAUUGAGUAUUAUAAACUAGCACCCAGCAGCUUUAACCUGUAGAAGAAAGCAUCACAUUUUGGGUAAUGUGGAAGGCCUCCUGUGAGUCCACUGGACAUUUACCACAGUGUCUCCAGUAACUGAGUCUUUUUAAAAACUCUGAAUGAGUUAAGUUUCUAAAUUAGGAAUUGAUUCAUCAAAUGAAGAUACUCAGAAUUGUCCAAACUGAUUUUAUAUUGCAAUUUGGUAAACUUUAUAAAUGUGUGCUUAACCACUGAUAAGUACAUCACAAGCAAUUUUUACAGGGAUGAGUCUCAUCCUUGAGAAUGUUAUCACAGGACAGGAACUGAUUGUGCCCUGUUUAAGAUCUCUAGUGUAUAAAAAGUAGAAUGUAUGAGGGAAAAGGUGCCUGAGCAGCUUCCUGAAGCUUUAAAAGACCGUUGGCCUCGUGUUUUAAUGCAAUUCAUGUACUGGUCUUUGUCACAUUGGAUAACAUUUUAAAGUUAAGCAGGGUAUUUUUUUAAAUUGGAAAUUCCUUGAAAUUUGAGUCCUCAGUUUUUUCUUCAUUUACAUAAAGAUUUGUCUGGGGGGAUUUAAUUUUCUCAGCUUUUUGUUAAGAGCACUUCCUCCAAAAAAUUUUUUCAAGUAAUAAUGCUCUGCUUUGGGUUGGUUUUUGUAAGAUUUUUUGCACACCUAAACAGCGUUUGCUUUUGUGCUAGCCUUAUCCCUCCACUAAAGUUAUUUUAAAUAAUUUCACAUUUCUGCAAAUUAGCACUUUGCUUAUCUGCAAUCUUUUACUUUGAUUUUUGAAGUUUUAAAGUAAUUGGAGUAAUACUGUUGAAUGAAUUUGUUUCACUUCCAAAAUAGGAAAAAUUGUAAAUCCUUGCCUUAUGCAGCUUUCUCAGAAUUCUGCUUCUUCCUAAUACUAGAUGUGUAGCCAUUUGCUUCGUGGACUAAUCCGCAAGGCACACCCUCUAAAACUUAGCUUCACUACAAGAUCUUCCAGAUAAAGUUUUCUACCUCUUAAUUAUUCUGAUCAGGGAUGCUAAAUUAUAAUUUGUUAUGUAUUAUCUCACAUAAUGUGAAGAGGCUUAAUGUUGUGAAGUUUUGUUAUUUUGGUCUCAUUUUUUAUUAAGUGUCUCACUUAGAAAUAUCAGUGGUAUACUUUAAAGCACUUGGAUCUUUUUCAGCAUAUCUUCCUAGCAAAUGUUUUAAAAUUAACAUUUACUUUUAGCACUUUCACUUGGUGAAGGUGGCCAUAUAAAAUUAAGGAACAUUUGAACAAUAUAGGAGAAAAGUACUUUUAAGGGACAAUUCACAAAGUAUGUUUGAAAUUGUCAGAUGACAUUUCUUGAGUACCUUUUGUGUGCAUAGUUAUUUUAGACAAUAUAAGCUGUUAUGGUCAGUAUAACUUAAAAGUGUUUAGUUUUCUAUUUUACUGAGCCUUAAAAAUAGCACUGAUGAACUUAUGAUACUUAAUGUUUGGCAAUCAUAAUAUGUUCAAAUUAAUAGAAUUGAAAAUCUCUCCACACCUGACUCUCAUCUGGUCUGGAUGGUUUGGGUUUUGUAUCUUUUAUGUCUCCCAGAAAAUAUUAAAUUUAAAACUGUAAAUUAAGAAUAUACCACUAGAUAACAAUUAUCAAAUUGAGCUUUAUGUAUCGUUACUCAGAAAGCUUACCUUCCUUUCUUUGCUACUUCAGGAGACAAAGUUGACAUUUGCUUACUGCAGCUUUAGAUUUAUAGAAUAUAAGUUUAUUCAUGCAACAAAUAUUUAUUGAGUAAUUUAUACUGUGCCAGGCAUGUUUUGAUAUGUUUCUGUCGUAUGUUUUGAUAUGUUCCAACAUAAGUUUCUGUCACUUUAAAAUUCAGUAUAUAUUUUCUACAGUGGGUAAAUUUAACAAAUGGAAAGGAAAAUUAAACCCCUUCAUUGUAAGUGCUUUGUUUACAUAUUAAGUGUCAAAUAUUUAUUCAGGGGAUCUUAUUUCAUUCUAUUUUAUCUGUUAUGUAGGUUGUCCAUUUACCGGUUGGACACAGAUACUCUGUCAAAUUCCUUUCAAAAAUGACUUUAAUCUGCUGAAAUUUAGCACUAGUACUUUAGUGUUCUGAUCAUGGAAAAUUCAAGAUGAAGCUUUAUUUGCGGACCAUCUGAUUUAGUUAUUGAGGAUUAAAAACCUAAACCUUUGCUCAUUCUAAACUCAAGCUUUAAAACCUCACAGAAUUUACAGGGGUUUUUUGUUGUUGUUUGUUUUUUCAUUUUUUACUGUGCUUAUUAAACUCUUGAAAUCAGUUAUUAAAGGGAGUAAAUUCUCAUCUUAGGAAUUUCGAAAAUCUGUGGACUUAUAACUUUCAGGAGGAUUAAAUGUCUUUAAGUUUUGCACUAGAGCAGAGUGAAAUCCUUCUUCCUAUUCAUUCAGUUUUUGCCUGCCAUAGAGGAAUUUUUUUUUUUAAUUAAAAUGAGGACAGUUUAUAUCAGUGGCAAAGUGAAUAAAGACCUCACUUUCCCACCCCACCCUUCUUCCUUUCUUUUACUCUUCUUUGGAUUAAAGGUCAGGUGUAGUGCUAUGAAGAUUCACUCCUGAGUAAAGUGAUUUCAGAAGCUAAAAUUGAAUAUACCUGGAAAUUUUGUGAUGUGUUAGCCAAGUGAAGACAUUAGUGUGUUACAUCUUUUGCUAAUGAUUUGUGGUUGAUUUCUUCAUUGUUUCCCAUGAAAUUAGCAUAGUCAUGUAGUACCCUUGAAGCUUGACUGCUGGUCAGUUUGACCCUGUUUUUAACAACUAAUGUAGUCAUGCCACUUGAUUAUUCCAUGAAGUCCCAGCAAAAUAAUAAUCAGGAAUUAACUAACAUUAUGUUUUCUAUCUAAUUUGUGUCCCUAAAUGCCUAUGCCUAACUUGCUUCUCCAGUUUAUUCCUUCUGUGUAGAGAUUAAAACGUGGGUGUUGCAAGUUGCCCUAAGCUAAACAUAGUUUUCUUACAUCUUUUUGGAAAAAAAUGGAAUGGGAAGUAUGCAAGAUUAAGCAACAGAGCGAUUUUUUUUUUUUUUUUGACAGAUCAGGUGACCUUCCUAAACAUACUAAGAAUUACGUUCUUUCAUGUGUUGAGACACAUUUAAUUUGUUUGCAGCACUUUAAAAAAAAUAUGGAAUAAAAGUUUACAUGUUGGCCCUCUAGGGAUCUAAUUAAGGACAUUAAAGUACAGUUCUUGAGCUACCGUCCAUCAGCUCUUCUUAAUCAAAGAUUGCCAUCAGUAUAGAGUGUAUCUAAUGGCACAACAUUCUGGUGUUUUGGUGACAGUAGAACUCAAUUUCAGUAACUAUUAGGAGCAUGGUCUGUGCUCUAGCAUUAAAAAUGUUAUUAUUAUAAUGUGAAUAUCUUGUAUUCAUUGUACAAUGCAGUAUUCAAAAUUGUCCUUGUAGUGCAAAGAUGACUGAUAAUUUCUAAAAGAUUUGAUCCUUAAAACUUGUUUGUUUCCAAGCAGACUUAUUUUAAGGAAACUGAUUUUUGAGUCAGAGGCCUUAAAAGUGUCGUAUACAAGUGGCAUCAUUUUAAGUCCAAAGUGAAACACUCAAUUUGAAUAAGCUAGUUUAUUAACUAAAGCUGUUUUGUUAUGAAGUGUUAACAGUAUUUCAGCACAUGUCAUUCAACAUAAAAAGAAUAUGAAAUGUCCCUGGUGUGGGAGAGUGUUUAUUUUUCUCAAAAUUAGCUAGCAUUUUGCUUACAGUGCUUUGAAUAUUUGACUUAAAAUUAUUAUUGAUGUUGAAUUGUAGGGUGCUGAUUUAGGUCUUGAUUCACAUACAUUUAAAGGAGGUUGGUAACCCCCUCAUGGUAGAGUGAAGGGAGAAAAGGGCCAAGAGGACAAAGUACCACUGAAAAAGAAGAGAUUGUCAAAUGGAUGCAUUCCUAGUCAUGAAUUAUGCUUUUCCAAACAUUUUUAAAGCAAUGCCUUUGUGUCAACUCAACCCUUCUUCCCCAUUUCUUAUCAUAGAAGGUAGCAUGGCCAUAGGUGAAAAAGCUUGUCAUUAAAGUAUGAAACCAUGAAUUAUAAGCAUUUUGCCAUGAUGCCCUUUUAUACUUAUGUUUUUAAAAGUACUAACCAACAUACAGGAGUUUAGGAAUAGUGAAGAUAUAAUUUGAUUAAGUUGUAGGUAAACAGAAAGGAUAAUCUUAGGCUCAGAAUUUCUACUGUGAUUACGAGUCUACUUUAUAAACUGGUGUAGGCUAUGUAAUUAGCCUGUAAGUUACUUAAAGGACCGGGGGACCUAAUUUUUGUCAGUUUUCCAGUCACAUUGGUGCCAUUCAGGACUCCAGCUGUUUACAGGAAAUAUGUACUUAGCAGAGUAGUAUUUUUCCUUGAAAAAAAUUUAAAUUCAGCCUGAUUACAGAAUGAAUAUGAAUAGCUUGUGAAAAGGGUUAGAGAACAACAAUAUUCCUAUAGUUUCUGUAUUAAUUCAGUAGAGACAGAUUCCUGAUGCAAAAAUAAAACCACAAGACUGUCAAAUUGGAGCUUUAGAAUAUGACUUGAAAAAAUAGGGAUGGGCAAAACAGCAUAAGAAAAUAUUUUUUCUUAAGAUGGACAGUGUUUUCUUGUUUUAAAAAUGUUUUGCCUAUUUGCCAGCAUUUUUUGAAGUAAUGCACUGCUGCUACCUGGAAGAUGUCUAACUUCAUUUUCUACAACUCUUAUGUGAUUUUGCCAUUGUCAUUAAGAUGCAUUGAUUUUAUUUAUGAGGUGUGUGACUUUGAAUAUCUAAAUGCUGUAUUAAGUGACUUGUUUCAAAGGAAUAAAUGAAGUGAAAAC